Dovyalis caffra is the source of this 1776-nucleotide messenger RNA. NCBI's taxonomy places the organism in Eukaryota, Viridiplantae, Streptophyta, Magnoliopsida, Malpighiales, Salicaceae. The record is from the annotation of a GenBank genome assembly.
AUGGCAAAACAGACAGGUCAUGCUUCGAUUGGCUCCAAUCAAUCCAGUAUGUCAAUGGCUCCACGGCCUCGUCGACCUGGAAUGCCUGGGAGAUCUAGGACCGUUAAAUAUCAACAUCUCUAUCCAACCAUGUCCUCCCAGGAAACCUUUAUGGAAGAAAUUCUUAAUCCAUCUAGUCCUGCCUCACAACAAGAAACAGUCAGUCAAGAUGUUGCAUCACAACUAAGGGAAUCGACGAAGGUUGCCUCAGAAGCAUCAGAACUAGCUGCUUCAAUGACCAAGGCUGAGAAAAGCGUAGGUAAACUUCUAGAUGAGUUGCUUGCUUGUGAUUCUAAAGAGCUGGAUGGGGAUGGAGCAGUCACUUUGUUACAGGACCGCUUGCUGGUCAAGCCACUUGACAUGGAGAAGUUGAACCUCCCUGAGCUGCUUUAUGUACAAAGGAGCAAUUUGAAUGCGUUGGGAGGAAAUUUGCCAAAGCCAAGGAAUGUGUUAUCAGACAUACGUAAUUUACCAAGAAGGACUAUAACUCCUAUGAAGCAGCAAAUUGCAGGAAAUUCUGCUCCCAGUUUUGGUUCGCCCACUCUGUCGAAAAGUCCAUUGGCUUCGCUAGCAUUAUUGAGGAAACGCAUGCUGCAGUCAAAUCCACCAACUGAUCCAUUUUCAGUUUUGGAUAUUGAUCAGCCACCAGACACAAAUACUUCUUCAUUUGAAAACAUCAAAAAUUCCGCUGAUCCAGUUAACACUGAAAAUGACUUGAGCAUGCUGAAGUCUCUAAUAAUUGAAGAAGAUGACACAACAGCUGGUAAUAUUAGUCCAACUGAGGUGGCUAUUGGAGAUUCUGGAACUUCUUUGAAUAAAUCUCUGAAUGACAAUUUGACUAGUCUUGGUUCUGGUAGUGAUGUUCGUCCUAGCAAAUCUAGUGCUGAGGUGGAGAAUAGCAAUGCCAGUGUGGAUAAUGGGGUCAUAAAUGAGAAUUUACGCCAGCUUGGUGAUGAUGCAGAGAUUCAAACAAACAGUCUAAAUGAACUGGAGGACAUGGUGGAAGAUAUUCAGCAGAAAACUGUAGAUAAAUCUCUGAAUGACAAUUUGAGUAGUCUUGGUUCUGGUAGUAAUGUUUGUUCUAGCAAAUCUAGUGCUGAGGUGGAGAAUAGCAACAUUGGUGUGGAUGAGAAUUUGAGUCUGCUUGGUGGUGAUGUGGAUAUUCAAACAAACGGGCCAAAUGAACUGGAGGUCUUGGUGGAAGAUAUUCAGCAGAAAGCUGUGGAUUCUGCACAGCCUGAUGACACAGCCAUGGAGUUUUUGAACACACGGGAUCAGUUUGAACAAUUAAGCCCUGCAUUUGUUGAAGACCAUGCAAUGGAUAGUUGCCCUGAAACCACAGACAGUGGUCCAGAACAAACCAAAGACGAUGCUCCAGAGCAUCAUAGUGAGAGUGUUGAGGAACCUCCUGUGGUAUUAACAAAUAAACAAACCAAAGCAAAAUCGCAUGCAGCCAAAGGACGCAAGAAUGGAUCACUCUCUAGGAGGCAAAGCCUUGCAGCUUCUGGUACAUCAUGGGAAACAGGAGUGAGGCGAAGCACCAGGAUUAGAUCAAGACCUUUGGAGUAUUGGAAAGGGGAAAGAUUUUUAUAUGGCCGCAUUCAUAGUAGUUUGGCUACUGUAAUUGGGAUGAAGUACGAGUCUCCAGGAAAUGAUAAAGGAAAACCUGCUCUCAAGGUGAAAUCGUUUGUCUCUGAUCAAUACAAGGAUUUGGUUGAACUAGCUGCUCUGCAUUGA